ACGAGAACGGUUUGCUGACGCUGUGCGGAGAAAUAACGAGCGAACGAGCGAGAGCGACGCCCCGCAACGAGAGCAACAAAAGAGCUAGAGUGCGCGUGCAAACGAGAUAGCAGUCAAGCUGGACCAGUAAAAGGCCGGAGCGAGCGAGACAGCCAAUCGGUGUGUACGAGCGAAGAAAAAGAAAACAAAGGCACUCGCCAAGAGCUGUUGGCUACCUGCCUCUGCAAGAAUAUAUAUGGGUAUGUGUUUGUGCGAGAGAGAGUAAAUAGCGUGCGACGCAGGCAGAGUAAAUAAUAAAAAGCAGCGUGGUCGUCAGUCGAAAAAAAAUACUCAAAGCGAACGGACGUCGGUCGGUUGUUGGAUAUUUUACCAUAAUCGCUAACUAAAAGCGACAACGAAAAAUACCCGAAAAAAUCAAGUGAUAAAAAUGCAACCAGAGCUCUAAGCUUAAGUUAGAAAAUGAUAAUCAUAAAUAACAAAGAUAGAGGCAAAUUUUCUUUGUGUGACAACUAAGUCUGCUGUCUUAUAUACGACGUGAGUGAUUGUGUGUGUGCGCGCAGAAAACAUAGAGCAAAGCAUAAUACACAAUAAAGGUGCCCACGAAAGCAGAGCCGCCGAAAGUGCCAGCGCGUGUUUGUGUGGUUGCUUUCGGAGUGAAGAAAAGUAAAAAUAAAGUGAAGUGAAGAAAGAGAAGCAAAAACGCUGACUCAAAAAACUCAACUACCGAUACUCAUUGGAUUAUUUACUUGGAUUAUUCCUCUGCCAUUGGAUUAUAUAUGUAUACGAGGCGACCACCGCGAUGCCAAUUAACUGGCUGGAUUAUUAGUGGAUUAAAGAUUGGAUUCAGAGAUUGACGCUUGUGCGAAAAACAAAAGCGAAUUUUAGCAGCGGGAGUAUUAUUACUAUGAUGACGCCAGAGUCGAAAGCAAUACCGCCAGCAGCAGCUACAAAAACAACUACAGCAGCAGCAACAAUAAGGCCAACAGCGGCAGGAACAACAACAACAAUGGCUCACACACAACAAAAGUCGCAGUUGUCAACGUUGGCGAAGACAACAACAACGACGACAGCAGCAGCUACAACAACUACAACAACUAAGGCGUCCAAAAGCGUUGUCAGCAAUGCAAAUAGCAAUGGCAACAAUUCAAGCAAAAAGCUGGCUUUGUCUCAGAAAACAGCAACAACUAAUGUUGAUAAAAUGCAAAGGCAACACCAAAUGAAGCAGCAACUUUUUGCUGCCUGCAGCAUUAAAGUAAAAAGUGAAAACACAUUAGCAGCUACAGCAGUAGCAGCAGUAACUACAACUGCAACAACACUUGCCCCCGGCAAAGCAGCAAAAACAAUAUUAGAAAACAGCAUCAAGAAGGAAUCAACGCCUCCGGCCACGAAUGCCGUCGAUUCCAAUGAGGCCUCAUCCUCAUCAUCAUCCUCAUCGUCAUCGUCGUCCUCAUCAUCUUCUUGGUCCACGACAAGAAGGGCCCCUUCUGAGGAUGCCAGCAGUAAUGGUGGCGCCUCCGCCGAUGAGGAGAAAACGGAGGAGGACCAGGCGUCGUCAGCAACGGCGACAACGACUUCCGAUUUGGCCACAACUUCAAGGCCACGCCCUGUCCUUUUAACGGCCGUUAAUCCGCACAUCAUCUGUCACCUGUGCCAGGGAUAUCUGAUCAAUGCCACUACCAUCGUCGAGUGCCUGCACUCCUUCUGCCACAGUUGCCUCAUUAAUCACCUGCGAAAGGAGCGAUUCUGCCCGCGCUGCGAGAUGGUCAUCAACAACGCCAAACCGAACAUCAAAUCGGAUACCACGCUCCAGGCGAUUGUCUACAAGCUAGUGCCGGGCCUUUACGAACGGGAGCUGAUGCGCAAAAGGGCCUUCUACAAGGAUCGUCCGCAGGAAGCAGCCUUGGCCACGCCCGAGCAAAGGGGCGAUGAUACGGAACAUCUUAUCUUCAGUCCAUCUGAUGAUAUGUCGCUAUCGCUGGAAUAUGCAGAAUUGGGUGAACUGAAGAUUGAGUCCGAGUCCGAAUUAAUGGACACUCUGCGUCCGCGGUAUCUUCAAUGUCCGGCCAUGUGCCGAGUCAGCCACCUUAAGAAGUUCGUUUACGACAAGUUCGAAAUUGAUGCGCAGCGCUUUAGCAUCGAUAUUAUGUACAAGGUCAAGACUAUCGUUUUGUUGGACUAUUAUACUUUGAUGGAUAUUGCGUACAUCUACACGUGGAAGCGGGAUGCACCCAUGCGGUUUUACUACCGUGUUUAUGAGUCUCCCCAACCCUUGGUGAAGCCUGCUCCUCGCCGAGUGCCGCCACUGAGACUAGAGAAGCAAGAGAAGCAGGAUAAAGAGAAUCAAGAGCAACAGCCGGCAGUGGAAGCUUCUCCAAAGGUGGAACCAGCGCCUCUGCCAGAGAUCCAAACUCCCAUAAAGCUGGAGAAGCAAGAGCCGCCCAAAGAAAUCGUGAAGGAGGUGGUCAAAGAUGUGGUGGCACCACCCACGACGGAGCCACUCAAGCUAGUGAUCAAUAGAACUAUGCUGGAGAAGCGUGAGAAAAGUCAUUCCCCACAAACCAGCUCGAAAUCGUCAUCGAAGAGCUCUCCUUCUACGCCCGUUUCGUCACCCUCGGAGCCCAAUAUCAAACUGAAGAUCGAUCUGUCCAAGCAGAACAGUGUGACUAUUAUCAAUAUGUCCGAUCCCGAACGCAGGGAGAUUGUGAAGCCCCUGAAACCCGAGAAGGAAUCGAAGUCUAGGAAGAAGGACAAGGACGGCAGUCCAAAGUCGUCAAGCAGCUCCAGUUCAUCUUCGAGUGGAGACCGCAAGCGCAAGAGUCCCAGCCCGCUGACCGUCCCUCCUUUGACCAUCCGCACGGAACGCAUCAUGAGUCCAAAUGGAGUGAGCACUUUGAGUCCAAGAGUGUCCAGUGGAGCUCUCUUGGAAGAUCCGAAGUCAGAGUUUCUUAAAUCCUUUGCUCUGAAGCCCAUCAAAGUAAAGGUUGAAUCGUCGGAGAUCAAUAGCAGAUCCAUUACCCCGCCUUCAUCUGGAGUGCAGCAAUCUUCGUCGCCCAAGUCGAAGGGUAAUUUGGAUGACAGCAUUCUGAUGAAGCCGCCCAGCUGUAUGCCACCCAAAUCCAUUGCUUCCUCGAAGAGAAAGAGCAAGGAACCAGUGAAGGCAUUGACCAAGAAGCCAAAGCUAUCACCUCCACUGCCGAGGGAGGAUUUCAAGAUACGCCUACCCGCCACUAAUGGUAAUUCUCUAGCAGCUUCGGCGCCCAAGGUAGAAAAACCACUGAUGCCCCCACCGUCGAAGCCACCGAUGUUGGCUCCCCGGAAACUUCAGCCCACCGUCCAGUUUGCCCUUCCUUCCUCGCCAAUGCAUCAUCAUGCCGUAGUGCAGAUGUCUGCUCCGGGAAAUCGGACUCCUAUCGCCAAGCGCUAUCAGCCCAUUCUACCCAAGGCUUCCCGUCCAAAUCCGUUUGCCAAUAUUCCAAAUGAUGUCAAUCGAUUGCUCAAGGAUGCUGGUACCGAAAUCAAGUCGAUUGGUGGAGGAUCUGGAGAGAAUGCCAGUAACUCUUCGCAAAAGUCGCAUGUUUAUGGUCCCAAGGGAGAGUCUAAAAUGGGACCACCACCGCCACCACCUGCUAACACCGCCAAUGGAGCAACUCAACCCCAGGCCAAUAGAAGCAUUGGAAAGCAGGGAGCCAAUUUACCGAUGUCAGCACCCAAUAAGGGCAACGGUAACAAUAACUAUCUCAAUCUGGCGCUGUUCAAUUCCAGCAAGUCCAAGGGCAAGGAGGCACCACCUGGCUGCCGUACGCCCAUGUACACGCCCAAUUCGCCGAUAUACUCGCCUAGUUCGCCACAGUAUGUUCCCAGCUAUAAUAUUCCCACGAUGCCCACCUACAAGUACACGCCUAAGCCAACGGCAAAUCCAGGAACUGGAACGGGAGCACCUGGAGGCUAUCUGCAGAACAUGUUGGGUGGCGGCAGUGGGGGAACUCUUUGUGGAUUGUUCCCUUCACCACCCACAAAAUCCGAUCAGAAUACCAAUCCUGCUCAAGGAGGAUCAUCUUCAGCUUCUCCGAGCGGAGGCAAUGGAAAUGCAAAUGGCAAUCUCUAUCUGCCCAAUGAAGAUGCGCCCGAGAAACAGCAGGUGAAGGUGAAGUCGUUGCUCAACUCGUGCAACAUCAACAUCCCUUCAUCACUAUCGAUCACCAUCUCCCGGGACAAUGGAGACCCCUCCUCACCCAGCAAUGGCCAACAUCUCAAGCACAAGAGUCCAGUCAAUAACUACAUUGAGAUAGUUAAACUGCCCGAUCAGCCGCAGGAUCAGGUGCAAGCUGCCAAGGAGGCCCAGAAACGGCAAUCGCCACCUGCUGCCGGACCAGUAACGCUGCCCGUCAAGCUGCCUCCUCCGCCGCCGUCCAAAGCCAUUCCUUCGCCCCAGCAUUUAAUGUCCCGCAUGACGCCACCACAGUUGCCCCAAGUGGCCACACCUCCACCUCCAAGUGUUCCCAAGGUGAUUACUCCACCAAAAACAUCACCGCCUUCCAAUGCCAACGCCAAAGGAACGCCUCUGAAGCCAGUGCUUACGCCCACGCAGGCGGAUAAGAAGACGCCCAGCCCGGAAAAGCGAAAUGCCGCUCAAAUGGGCAGUCACUCACCAACUGCCAGCGAAAACAAGUCGCCCAAGGGUGGAGCAGGAGGAACAAACUCAGUGGUGGCCAGCCAAAAUGGAGAUCCAGCGGCCAAGAAGUUCCGACCCAUCCUUCCCCGCCAGAAUGCCGAGUUGGCGCCCAAGCUGCCCACUCUGACACCGCCUUUUGGUUUCAAUCCACCUCCGAACCCAGUCACCGGCAAAAAGGUGCCACCCAGCAAAAAGUCACCAAAUGGAGGAGCUAAUGCCCAUCAGCCUGGUCAACUGAAGCUAACCAACGGGGGAAAUCAACAGCAGCAGGCGCCACAGAAACCCAGUCCACCGCAGAAGAGCCAACAGCAGAGUAAAAAGGUGUCCAAGAAUCCAACGCCACCACCUCCAUCCCUUCCGGCGGUGGGCAAAAUGAUGCCCCAUCCCGUCAUGCACGGUCAGAAUGCUCCACUAAGCAUCGCCUCCAGCGCCAGCGCGGCAGCCGUUGCCUCCGGACAACUGGACCUGAGCACAUUCAUCAAGGAGAAUCUAAUGCGUGCUCAGGCGGCGCAGGCUGCCCAGGCGGCACAGGCUGUCCAGGCGGCGGCCGCUGCAAACCAGUCGAAUAUGUUGUACAAUUUCGCUCAGAUGGGUCACAUGUCCCCGGCGAUGUACGGCUAUCAACAGGCGUAUCUCAUGGAGCAAUUGUCGCGAAUGCAGCGAGCCGGAAACGAGGUGUUCAACGAUUACCUGCAGAAGCUGAAGAGUGCCGCCGCCAGCGGAGGUGGAGGAGGUGGUCCGGCAGAGGGCGAGCACAAGCCGAUGCUGCCCACGGUGACGUUGCCCAGCCCAGGAGCCACUCCGCCGGCAGCCAGCCCCAAGACAUCCCCCCUGGCCUGCGGAAAGCUGACGGCAGCAGCAACGGCGCCCCAAACCAAGGGAAACGGAAGCAGUGGAGCGGGUGCACGGCAACAGACGGCGGCCACCGGCAACAACGGAGCAACAGCCUCUGCUUCCCUGCCACCGGCCACAAAGAGCAAGUAAAGGAGUCGCGACUGCAACACCCCACGUAGCUCUAAUUAAUUUUUAAAGACCUUGUUUUAGUUAUUCAUUAACGUUACCCGUUCGUUCGUUGGUGCUGUAGCAGAGCCCACGACCAGAACCAAUUCCUCGCCCUAAUUACGGUGGCACGGAAUCCAACCCCUGCACCUGGGGGUGGAUUCUCUUCACCCAAAAAAAUGUUACUUAUCCAGCCGAGUGUAAACUGCCUUUGGUAGUGAACCAACGCUCUGUAAAUAUAUAUAAGACCAUACAUAUUUCUAGAUCUUACAGUGAUGUUGAAUUCUAUUAAUAAUAAAAAACGGAGGAUAAGACAGCGAUUCAGAAUCGAUAUAUGCAGAUAUACGAACUAUAUUUAUUCAUGGCCGUAAGCUAAGCUAUUCUUAAGUGUAAAUAGCAGCCAUAAGAUACAAUUUUGUAUAAUCUUUUCUACGUAAAAUCAAGCGGAAAAAUACAAAUCUAAUUUAUG
Molecule: messenger RNA, 6140 nt
Organism: Drosophila rhopaloa
Lineage: Eukaryota; Metazoa; Arthropoda; Insecta; Diptera; Drosophilidae
Gene: Psc
Product: polycomb group protein Psc
Biological process (GO): negative regulation of transcription by RNA polymerase II
Cellular component (GO): PRC1 complex
Molecular function (GO): metal ion binding; promoter-specific chromatin binding
Source: RefSeq, a predicted model, not a curated record